Messenger RNA from Toxorhynchites rutilus septentrionalis, 2169 nucleotides. RefSeq lists its product as uncharacterized. The record is from RefSeq and is a predicted model, not a curated record. The transcript has 2 exons. NCBI's taxonomy places the organism in Eukaryota, Metazoa, Arthropoda, Insecta, Diptera, Culicidae. The coding region runs from base 273 to 1442 and encodes 389 amino acids.
UUUGAAAUAAUAUGAUUUCAUUGCAUUAAUUAGUGCCUAGGACGUGUGCAGUUUUUGGGUGCAACAAACGCGGCGAUCGUGACGGGGAAAAAUGGUUCCGCUUCCCCGCGGUGGAUAAGCGUAGCGCCAAGAGAAAAGAGUUGUCCGAAAAGCGCCAAAUUGCAUGGACAAAUGCAUUGAAGCGGAUUGAUUUGGUGCCAGAAAAAUGGCCAUCAACGGUGGUUUGCUCGCAGCAUUUCCUUUCAGGUCAAAGUGCUGAUCUUUUAGAUGAAAUGAAUCCUGAUUGGGUACCGAACCAGAAAUUAGGUUACAAAAAUCGGAUGACAUCUGCUGCUAAGGACAGAUUUGAGUGUUUGACUAGGCGGAGUGAAGUAAAGGAGGCUAUCCGAAAGACGUUGGAAACGAUUCCGGAGGAAGAUUUGCUGACGGCUCCAGGUCCGGUGGACAGAGAAACAGUGCUCGAAGAAGAAAUAAAAAAAUUGCAAUGUGAAAUAGAAAUUAUGAGAGAAAAGCACCACCCAUUUCUAUGCACUAGUUUCGAAGAUUUUAGUCAGAAUGAUGACAAAUGUAAAUAUUUUACAGGACUAAACUACAAUGUUUUUAAGUUUUUAUUUGGGUUUUUAGAACCUUAUUUCCCACAACCGACUGGUUCGUGUAAGAUAACGAAAUUUCAAAUUUUUAUUUUUACUUUAGCUAAGCUUAGGCUAGAUUUAGAUCUGACAUUAAUUGCGUACAUGAGUGGAGUUCACGUUAGUACUGUCUCUAGAUAUUUUCGUAAAUGUAUAUACGUCAUGUUUCAACGAAUGAAAGGGCUUGUCAGUUGGCCGUCUCGUGAAUCGGUACAAAAUUCGAUGCCAGAGUGUUUCAAGCGACAUUUCGGUAAUAAGGUCUCAGUCGUUAUAGAUUGCUUCGAGGUGCUCACUGAGAAGCCCAGUGACGUUUUACAAGCUGCUCAAAUGUGGUCUAAUUAUAAACAUUCACAUACUGUUAAAUACCUAAUCGGAAUCGCUCCUAAUGGAUCCAUUAUAUUCAUAUCAAAUGGAUUUGGUGGCCGAGCAAGUGAUAAAUUUAUCACUGAAAAAUCCGGUAUGUUAAGUAGAAUGCAAAAAGGAGAUUAUAUCAUGGCAGAUAGGGGAUUCCUAAUAAGAAAUCACGUUGAAAGUGCUGGAGUUGAAUUACUGUUACCUGCUUUUACUGUUGGUCAAGAUCAGUUGCACCCUCUUGAUAUUGAAAACACACGGAAAUUAGCAAAUGUUAGGAUUCAUGUAGAGCGAGUGAUUGCGCAGGUUCGGAAUAAGUAUAAGAUACUAUACAAGAACAAGUUUCCAAUAAGCACUCUGAAGAAUACUUCAAACUUUUGUGAAACUUCACUAGUGGAUCAAAUUGUGACAAAUUGUUGUUGUCUAGUUAACCUUUGCCCCUCUGUAGUCCCUGAAGAUUAAUCAUUGUACCGAAAUAAAUUACUACAUUUUAUUGAAUUUUUAUAUACAUUUAUUUGAGUUUAAUACAUACAUAAUACAUUGGCAGUCAAAAUAUUAUUUCGUAAUUUCCCUUUUUUCACAAUCUAUCUUUAAAAUACCCUCCUGUAUAGUAUUGGCCUAAAAGUUCAGGCAUAAUAACCAAUCUGAAGAAACUUUCGGCUUUUAUCAACUCUUUCUUCAAAAAUGUGUCGUCUCGGUCCACUCGCAGUAUGACCAAUUCCUUGUUUGUCCAAACAACAAAGUCGCAAAACUUAACAUUAAGUAUAUACAUCUGCAUUUGCACUUGAUAGAAGUACUGAUGAUUGUGGUUCAUUUUAUAUCCUGUUUCCGUAAUUUGAAUAGGACUAUCUGGCCUAGUCACAUAUUCUUUUAUUGUUUUACCGUCUCGCAGGCAAUGAGGGCACUUGAUUUCCACAGAAACCUCUCCACAACAAUCACAAACGGCGAUUGCAUCCGGUGAUGCUCCGAAAAAUGGUUUUUUCUCAACUAAGUGUAGACCAGAAGAAGAAUAAUGGAAAUUUAAAUGUUCAGCUGCCAUUUUUGAACCAUAUGUCUUUAACGCAUCCUUCUCAUGGGUACAUCCAUAUCUCGUCGCAGGUGUUGAAAAACGAUAAUCUUCGGGAUAGCAAAUUUUUCUAAUUAGGUGCAUUGAAGGAUUAUCAAUCGGCGUUCUUGUGGUUGCUUUAAA